Molecule: messenger RNA, 4300 nt
Organism: Acyrthosiphon pisum (pea aphid)
Lineage: Eukaryota; Metazoa; Arthropoda; Insecta; Hemiptera; Aphididae
Product: trehalase
Exons: 7
Coding region: 1121-3100 (659 amino acids)
Biological process (GO): trehalose catabolic process
Molecular function (GO): alpha,alpha-trehalase activity
Source: RefSeq, a predicted model, not a curated record
GCGGUGGCGGUGGACUCGGCUGUCAGUGCCGAUUCUGUGGAGUGUCUGCGCCAACCGAAAAAAAGCACAGGUCCACACACGCAGACGAGAAAUACGAAUUAUAAAAAAAAAUUCAAUAAAAUCAUACACACACCGAAAAUAUUUUUUGCGAGUGUGUCGUUGAGUGGUUGACGACGACGACGACGACAACGACGACUAGCCACUACGCUACAUCACAUUACUGCGACGACGACUACGACGACGUCGCCAAGAUCGUGUCCCUGUGCGCGCGGGUGUCAGAAAAUUGAAUAAUAAUAAUAAUAAUAAAUUAUUGUUAUUUAUUUUUUUUACUCUCCGUUUGUGUGUGAUUUCUGUGCGUGUUUCCGAAGUGUGGUGUCGUGUGCGUACGUUGUUUCUCAACCCGUUUCGGUGGCCGCGGACGACCGCAGCAGACGGACGCACGAGUAUCGACAAUUUUUAAUAAUAUUGUCGCUUCAUUGUAUUUAAUUUUAUAUUAAUUUUUUUUUUGUUUUUUGAAAUACAUACGCGCGUUUAUGUGUAUAUUUAUAAAUAGACACAUAUAUUUUUAUACCACGUAUGAGUUCAUCGUAUACAUAGAUUAAAUUUGUCGUGUACCUACUAUACUACGUAUAUAUCAAGUCACGAUCGGACGAAAAAAUACCGUACCGCAGAGAAGAUAUCCCAAUUAUAUAUAAUAGACUCGAAUACAGCCACUGAGCCACCGGCGCGUUAGCAAACUGAAGACACUAGUCAACACUACUGGAACGCUAGGUGGCAAAUCAGCAGCAGCGUCAAAGAUUGUUACAAGGAAGUAAGCUCUCGACAAAACACACACAUUUUCAUCCCCGUUGGUUUCAAGAAUCUAACUAUAACUUAUCGAGGCCAAAAAUUUAUAUUUUAAUUUAUUACAAAAAAAUAAUGAUAAGUAAUAAUAAUUUAUAAAAACUACAAGUCGUCGUUUUGCUGGGAAAAUAAGCUUGAUCUGUGAUAGUGUUAUUUUUUAUUUAAAUACGGUUUUUAAGUAUCAUUAUUAUUGCAAUCACACAUAGUUUUCGUUUUUAUCGUUUUUAUUUUAUUUUUUAUUUCGCUUCGUAAAGUCAUUGAGAAAACAACUAAUAAAAUGCCUCAACGUGCGGGCGUACUUACAAAUUCUGUUAUGAUAACUUUAAUCCUACUGAUCAGUUCCUUGUGUGGAUGUUGGAGUUCUGAUGCGGAUCAACAUGUUGCUUCGUCUCCCACAUGUGACAGUAAUAUUUACUGUUAUGGACCAUUGCUGCAUGCGAUUCAAAUGUCUAGCAUAUUCCCAGAUUCGAAAACGUUUGUUGACAUGAAAAUGAAAUUUUCACCUAACGAGACCAUGAACAUAUUCUUGGAAAUGAUGAAAAAAACGGGACAAAGGCCAUCAAAAUUAGAACUGGAAGUUUUCCUGAACGAAACAUUCGAGAAGGAAGGCAGCGAAUUCGAAAUUUGGGAUCCCUCCGAUUGGAAGCCAGAGCCCAAAUUUAUUGGUGAUAUUAAGGACCCAAAUUUCCAAGAAUGGGCUAGAGGCUUACAUUUGUUAUGGAAACUUCUCGGUAAAAAAAUCAAAGAUGAUGUACGUUUACAUCCUGACCAUUAUUCAAUUAUCUAUGUUCCGUAUCCGGUAAUUGUACCCGGUGGCCGAUUCCGUGAAUUUUACUAUUGGGAUUCUUACUGGAUAAUUAGAGGUCUGCUACUAUCUGAGAUGUAUACUACCGUUAAAGGCAUGCUUAGCAACUUUUUGUCGAUCAUUAACACCUACGGUCAUAUUCCAAACGGGGGAAGAGUUUAUUACGCCAUGCGGUCUCAACCCCCCAUGCUGGUACCAAUGAUGAAAAGUUACAUCGAGGCUACAAAUGACACGACUUUCCUAAAAGAAAAUGUAGAUAUACUGGAAAAAGAAUUCAGCUAUUGGAUGUUAAAUCAUACAGUAGACAUAGAAAAGGAUGGGAAAGUAUACACAUUGGCCAGAUAUAAGGAUUCGUCAACAGGACCUAGACCCGAAUCAUACAGGGAAGAUAUCAUGAGCGCACAAACACUGAAGACCGAUAACGAUAAAGAAAACUACUAUUCUGAGCUAAAGGCCGCUGCGGAAUCUGGGUGGGAUUUUUCCAGUAGAUGGUUUAUACUAAAUGGAACAAAUAAAGGAAACCUGACCAACCUAAAAACACGAUUCAUCAUACCGGUGGACUUGAACGCUCUGGUGUAUUGGAAUGCUAAGAUAUUGAGUGAUUUUUACCGAGAGCUGAAUGUGUCCGACAAGGCACUGAAGUAUGAAAACAUUGCCAACAAAUGGAUAGAAGCAGUGACGGCGGUGCUGUGGCACGAGGAAGUAGGCGCGUGGCUGGACUAUGACAUGCUGAACGAAAUCAAGCGUGAUUACUUUUACCCAACCAAUAUAUCACCGCUAUGGACUGGCUGUUAUGACCCGAAGAAGACCGAUGACUUUGUGUCCCGAACGCUUAAAUACUUGGAAAAGACACAGAUAAUGAACAACCUGGGUGGCAUACCGACCACACUGGAGCACUCCGGUGAACAGUGGGACUACCCGAACGCGUGGCCUCCGCUCCAGUACAUAAUGGUCAUGUCACUCGACAACUCGGGCGACAACUGGGCCCAGGACUUGGCGUUCGAGAUAGCUGAACGAUGGAUGAGGUCCAACUACAAAGCGUAUAACGAGACCAACGCCAUGUAUGAAAAAUACGAUGCGACCGUACCCGGAGGUCAUGGCAGUGGAGGUGAAUACGAGGUGCAGCUAGGUUUCGGCUGGACCAACGGCAUAAUCUUGGAGUUCCUGCAGAAGUACGGAUCCAGGGUCACGGCCGAGGAUAAGUUCGUCGAGGCGCCGCAGACUAGCGCCAACAUAGACUCCAGCAGAAGCAGCACUGACUACAACACCAAGACCGUGUCUUCGGCGACGCAAGUCAUGACCGCCACGCUUGCGAUACUGGCCACGAUAUCGGCCGGAUGCAUAGGGUUCGCCGUGUACAAGAAGCGAUACCAGCUUUACGCGUCCGACCGAGCCCUGUGCAAGAAAAUGUGCGGCGGCUACACGGAGCUCAAAGACCUGACGAGCGACUAAAAACGUCGACGACCUACCACACCGUCCGUCGUCCAUUCUUCGUCUAUUCACUGCAGCCACUCCUCGACGGAGUCGUCAGGCGCCUGCGCGUCUCCAUAAUAAUAUAAUAUUAUAUAAUAUGAUAUUAUCGUUCCCGUCCUCCGUCAACCCCGUAACCCACUUUGCCACUACCCACCCACCCAAAUACACCCUGUAUACAAAAUGAUCCAAAUAUCAUACACCACUUGUGGCAGGCCGCAGGUUGCAGGUUGCGAUGAUAUUAUUGUAUUAUUAUAAUACAAACACGUACCUAUGUUAAUUACAGUACGCCGUAGUAUUUGGCGUCCGGUCGACGUAUUUUCGAUGUUGUUAUAUUAUUAUUAUUAGUAUUAAUAUUAUAAUUAUUAAUUUAUUAUUAUUUAUUUAUUAUUAUUAGUAGUGAAGUAGUAGGACUAUUAGUAACGAUAACGUUGUGUUAGAACAUACAAAAUAUAUAUUAAGGUCGACGGACACGACACGAGUCAUAUUAUAAAUGUAGAUAUUAUGACGGAGUUCGUAUAUAAUAUGUAAUAUAAUAUAGUUUGAAAGUAUUCUCGUGGUCUGAAUGUACGAAAUAUGUUUAUCGUCGAUUUUUUUUUUAUAUUUUCAAAACGCAACACUGCACCACUUAGACUCGGACCGAUGUCAAACAUUAUUCGACAGAAUUCGCAUGAAUACGAUUGCCACGUGUCCGUUUCGCGUUCUGUUGUACCUCCAAUAUAACAUAAUCGCUAGUAUUAUAAUAAUAUAUGAUUGUACAUAAUAUUCGUAUAAUAUGCAUCAGAUAGGUGAAUAUUUUAACCCACGAGGUUAGGUACAUAUUUUUUUGAUUGCGCUCGUAUUUCGAACGUGCGAUUUGUGAUUUAUUUAAAAAUGAUUAUAUUUUCCAGACUUGCGAUAUGAGUAUCUCAGGAAUAUAACUAUUGCCUUGUAUAUAAUAUGCUGAUUUGUUCGGUUAUGACGUGAGUAAAAUUUUGGAUUUUUCCGACUGUUCGUCGUUGACUCAAACCGAAAGCGACGACAGUGCACAUUCUGUCGGACCACCUGCGCUGUAAUAAUAGUAGAGAUAGGUCAUAGGUAUUUCGGUUUUAUUUACUAAACAUUUUCCACGCAAACGUGCGUUUUCCUAUUAUUUAUAAAAACUAUCGAGUUUAAUGUCGUUUGUAGAUUUCUUUUAUAGAA